AUGCCUUCCAAACCUCAGUUCGCUCUCUGCGAUCAGAACGCCGGCAUCUUCGCGGAGAUUUGCCGCAAGAACAGCAUCACCCACUGUUGGCUCCAAUGGAAGUUUGAGCUUGCCGUCCUCAACCAAACAACCUCACCUCUCACGAUCGACACCAAGAGUGAUCCACUCUGCGACCUCAAGAGCGGGGUGAACAAGGUCAUCUUCACCAUCGACUUCGAUCAGAAGAACCCCAACGUGAUCAACUACGUGAAGUUCAGCGAGUCCUACGACGACUGCGAAAAGAAGCAUUUCAUCGUGACCCGCACAUCGAUCGACCACGUCCACGAGGACACCGGAUGCAAUUUAUGGUUGGAGGUUCCCGCCCAUGCUCUCCACGAGGACAUCGGUGCCGUGGUGAGCCUGUGGAAGGUCGAAAUCUGCUGCGAUGGCUGGAAGGAUUUCCUCCCUGCUUGCCCUGUCACCCAGCUCGAGAAGGCGCACCGUGUCGUCUCCGCAGAGAACGUUGGUUGGCUGAAGAAGCAGCUGAUGCAAAGAGAGGGCCUUCUCAUUUACAAGGACAGGGAGUUGGCCACGAAGGCAAGGGACAUCGAGAAUCUCACGACGCAGAUCAGUGAGCUGAGCAUGCAGCUGGCCGAAGUGGAGCAGGAGCUGGAAGACAAUCUAGUGCGCGAUCUCGUUCCUGCUGGCAAGCGCAAAAUACUCACCCCAAAGAGCCGUGUUCGUAAGGUCCCGAGAACGGCACCUGCCAAGUCGCUCGCUACGCGUGCCAGUGAGAUUUUGCAGACGCCCACGAAGCGGUCAAGGUUCGUUCUGGAGGAAGAUGAGCACGACGACCCAUUCGGCUUAUGA
Messenger RNA from Diaporthe amygdali, 849 nucleotides. RefSeq lists its product as uncharacterized. The record is from RefSeq and is a predicted model, not a curated record. NCBI's taxonomy places the organism in Eukaryota, Fungi, Ascomycota, Sordariomycetes, Diaporthales, Diaporthaceae. Bases 1 to 849 code for a protein of 282 amino acids. The transcript has a single exon.